Messenger RNA from Camelus dromedarius (Arabian camel), 3307 nucleotides. It is a transcript of the gene IFIT5, whose product is annotated as interferon induced protein with tetratricopeptide repeats 5. Bases 221 to 1726 code for a protein of 501 amino acids. The transcript has 3 exons. Gene Ontology annotation, biological process: defense response to virus. The record is from RefSeq and is a predicted model, not a curated record. NCBI's taxonomy places the organism in Eukaryota, Metazoa, Chordata, Mammalia, Artiodactyla, Camelidae. Gene Ontology annotation, molecular function: protein binding; RNA binding. Gene Ontology annotation, cellular component: cytosol.
CUCAGCCGCGCAGGAGCCCGGUGCUGAGGAGAAAGCCUGAGGGGACCCGCGCUUCGCAGGACGGCCCGCAGAGCCCAGCCAUCAUGAGAUCACUGGGACCAGGGAAUGGCUGGAAUAUUGUGUGCCUUCCUACACACUGGAGGAAAGGGUAGAGAGCCUGUCUCAAAUCACAUGGACUGAGAGUAAGGGCAGAUGUUGUUCCACCAAGUGAAAGCCACAGAUGUCCACAACACUGGACUAUCUGCCCUUCCCAAGUCACUUCCAUGGAACUUUAUUGGAAUGUGAAAUUCCUAAGGACUCCUUGAAGGCCAUUCUGUUGGAGUUAGAAUGUCACUUUACAUGGAAUUUACUUAAGGAAGACAUCGAUCUGUUUGAUGUGGAAGAUACAAUUGGGCAACAGCUUGAAUUUCUUACCACAAAAUCCAGACUCACUCUUUAUAACCUAUUGGCCUAUGUGAAACACCUAAAGGGCCAAAAUAAAGAUGCCUUAGAGUGCUUGAAACAGGCAGAAGAAAUAAUACAGCGAGAGCACUCAGACAAAGUAGAAGUACGAAGUCUGGUCACCUGGGGAAACUACGCCUGGGUGUAUUAUCACAUGGACCAGCUUAAAGAAGCUCAGAAUUAUAUAGACAAAGUAGGGAACGUCUGUAAGAAAUUGUCCAGUCCUUCUAACUACAAGUUGGAGUGUCCAGAGAUUGACUGUGAGAAAGGGUGGGCACUCUUGAAAUUUGGAGGAAAGUAUUACCAAAAGGCUAAAGCAGCUUUUGAGAAGGCUCUGGAAGCGGAACCAGACAAUCCAGAAUUUAACAUUGGCUAUGCCAUCACGGUGUAUCGGCUGGAUGACUCUGACAGAGAAGGGUCUAUAAAGAGCUUUUCUCUGGGCCCCCUGAGGAAAGCUGUUACCCUGAAUCCAGAUAAUUCCUACAUUAAGGUUUUUCUGGCACUGAAGCUUCAAGAUGUACAUGCAGAAGCUGAAGGGGAAAAGUACAUUGAAGAAAUCCUGGGCCAAAUAGCAUCCCAGCCUUAUGUCCUUCGUUAUGCAGCCAAAUUCUACAGGAGAAAAAAUUCCUGGGACAAAGCUCUUGAACUUUUGAAAAAGGCCUUGGAGGCAACACCAACCUCUUCUUUCCUGCAUCACCAAAUGGGACUUUGCUAUAGGGCACAAAUGAUCCAAAUCAAGAAGGCCACUCGCAACAGACCUAAAGGAAAGGAUAAACUGAAAGUUGACGAGCUGAUUACAUCUGCUAUAUUUCAUUUCAAAUCAGCUGUGGAGCGAGACUCUAUGUUUGCAUUUGCCUACACAGACCUGGCCAACAUGUAUGCUGAGGGAGGCCAGUACAGCAAUGCUGAAGACAUUUUUCAGAAAGCUCUUCGUCUGGAGAACAUAACUGAUGACCACAAACAUCAAAUCCACUACCACUAUGGCCGCUUUCAGGAAUUUCAUCGUAAAUCAGAAAAUACUGCCAUCCACCAUUAUUUAGAAGCCUUAAAGGUCAAAGACAGGUCAUCGCUGCGUACCAAACUGACAAGUGCUCUGAAGAAACUGGCUACCAAGAGGCUUGGUCACAAUGCUUCAGAUGUGCAGAGUUUAAGUGCCCUAGGGUUUGUUUACAAGCUGGAGGGAGAAAAGAGGCAAGCUGCUGAGUACUACGAGAGGGCCCAAAAGAUAGAUCCAGAAAAUGCAGAAUUUCUUACUGCUCUCUGUGAGCUUCGACUUUCCAUUUAAAUACUUACUCUAGGAUAUUAGAUCUAAGCUUCUGUCUCCAUUUUGGGUUCUUAUAUUUUUGUUUAUUGUUUUAAUCCAUUGUUCAUUAUAGAGCUAACUUUUAUUGAAUUUUUUUGGGUACCACGCAUCAUGCUACAUGCUUUAUAUACAUUAUGAUGAAUCUUUUGCUGGUUUUUUAAAUUAAACUAUAGUAAUCCAUUGAGAAACAGCAAAAUUUCAGCUGUUGUAACUUUUAAAAAUCAUAUGGUCAUUGUGACUUUGUAAUCUAUCUCUGCUAUUUAUAAUAAUUUUCUGAUGAAAUUUUGUCAAAUUUUCCACGUUACUUAUGCUGUGAGUAUAAUUCUGCAUAAGCCUUCGAUACCUAAGUCAGGAACACUCUUUCAGGAGUGUAAAAUUAUAUUAGUUAAGCUCUUAACUACGUAGCUUGCAAAAGAUGGAAACUUCUAGUUACAGAUGUUCUGACUUUGAUGCAGAUAUUUAACCAUCAACCUGAUAGUUACCUAAAGAAUGCUUUUUGUUGGAAGAAAAAAACAUAAUAAAAAGCUUGUCAUCCUUGAUGUCUUCAAUAAAAGGAGAAAAAACUAGAACAUGAGAGAAAAAUUUCCUCAAAUGUAGAACUUUAGGGACCCAUGAAAAAUCCAAAGUAUUAUCUCCCAAAAUGUUCAUUAAGUAGCUAGAAGUAGUGAUGAGGGAAAAAAAUGAAUAAUGGAAAAUAAUUAGUCUCAAGUUUUGCUAGUUCUUUUAACUAGAAUAAACAUAAACUGAAUCUGGAUUGAAUUGAUUUUAUUCCUUCCAAUUAAAAUUGCAGUAUUUUAGGUUAAAAUUAUUGAGGUAAGAAGCAGACUAAUUGAGAAAUUGGGAGAAAUUAUAAACCAAUGGGUAAAGCGGAUGCCUCUAACCUACAUCCUUAGAUUACCAAGAUUUCAGUGAUUUAGUUUUGGGUCUGCCCAUAAUUUAUGGCCUUUGGUUAACUGUUUUAAUAUUCCAAAGUUACCUCUGUGAAGUUUUUCCUUUUGUCUGAAGUUUUCAGAUUGGUAUGUUUUCCUAUAGAUCCUCUAGGAAUAGUUAAGCCCUGUUUCCAGUUUUAAUACCCACCUUGAAGGAUCUCUGCUUAAGGGCUUUUAUCCCAGAGGACUUUUUAAAUCGGGAUGUUGCUAGAAGUGGAUUCUUCAAUGUUGUUUCUUUGAUUAUAGACUACACAAUUGUAUUUACCACCACAGUAUUAGUGGAAGAAUGUGCCAUAUGAUUUAAUUCUCCUUUACCUCCAAUGUAGUUCUUAAAACUACUGUGUAUAUGCAUAUUUUUUUUACUUUUUGUUACUGUUUUUUAUUUUUUAAAAUUUCUAUUAUGGUUUUGAUUUUUAUAAAAAUAAUUUCUCAUUGUAAAAUCUCAAACAAUACAGAACUAUAUGAAUUUAAAAGAGUGCUCCCCUCACUGUACCCCAGUUCCAUACACCCUACCAAGGUAAACUGUUGACAGUUUGCUAUGUAUCCUUUCAGAUAUUUUUUUCUAUGCAUAUUCAAACAUAAAUACUGCAGUGUAUCUCAUGAAUUAAAUUUUUAAAUGUUUGUUUUAUUUAUA